Molecule: messenger RNA, 2282 nt
Organism: Lactuca sativa (garden lettuce)
Lineage: Eukaryota; Viridiplantae; Streptophyta; Magnoliopsida; Asterales; Asteraceae
Source: RefSeq, a predicted model, not a curated record
ACGUACAUAAAAUAAAAAGGAAUCCUGCUAAGUUUCGUGAAUUUGGCACACAUAUAUGCUCUCUCUUUGCUAUAAAUUGACAAGAUAGGGUGUAUAAAACAUGAUUAUUGUAAAGAGAGAAGUAUAUAACUAUAAUGGAGUCAGAACUUGAAGUACCUGAACAUAAGCAUCCACUAAAACUCAUUGAUUUGCAGCUACAAUAUGAAGAAGAGGAAGAAGAAGAUGAGGAUGGUUAUCUCAUUAUGAAAGAUGGCUUUCAUGGCGUCACAUGUAGAAGGUGUGAGGAAGAAAUCCAUGUGUACCAUAGGUACUACUACACAUGUUGUUCAUCAUCAUGUGAUGAUAAGAAGGUCUUCUCACUUCACAAAUUCUGUGCUGAGCUCUCCAUAAGGUUAGACCACGCAUCACACCCACAACAUACUCUUUACCUGUAUCCAUAUUCAAAUUCAUUUUCAUAUUUAUAUAGAUAUGCAUAUUAUGAUUUGAUAUGCAAACUUUGUAAGAGAGAGCACGAACCUGGAGCACGGUUUUACCGAUGUAAUAAAUGUUAUUUCUGCAUUGAUCUCAAGUGUGCGUUAGAAGUAGGAAAAAAUGUCAUCCAUCAUCCUUGCCACCCUCACCUUCUAAUGUCCGCUAUCCUUAAGCCAAUUUCAUGCGAGUGUAGUGCUUGUGGGAAGGAACAUAAAGGCAUCUUCUAUCAAUAUACCAUUUGUACUAACUUCGCCAUACAUAGUGAAUGUGCUUUCCUACCAGAAAGUUUGCUAAUCCAAGAGAGAACACAUGAUGCUUUUUAUCAUCCUCAUCCACUCACCGUUGCAUAUUCAUUCCCACAGAUAGAUCAACAAGCUAAACAUGACCCUAGAUGCAGAGUGUGUAGACAUGACUUUGUAGGUAAGGAGGAUCAUUGGAUUUACAAAUGCGAUAAAUGUCUUUACUAUGUCCAUCUGGAUUGUGCAAUUAGUUUGCCGCCUCUUGCUGGCUUUGGCAACACCAUUAAAAAUUAUGAAGAUGUUGACCAUCCUGGUCUUCUCCAUCUCCCGUUCCCAGAUGAAACAUACAGCCUACCAAAACACUACUUGUUUUUCCAACAAUCAAGUACUACUGAUCCUCCUCCUCAUCAUCACCACCUAAUACACGAUAGUCAUCAACACCCUUUGAUUCUUGUUGAUGGUGAGACACAAAUUGAUACUGAAUGUCAAACCUCCUUAAAGGUUAAUCUUUCAUCAUCAAUGUGUCAUGACCCGAUGAAAAAGACCCAACUGUUAUGCAAUGGAUGUCUCAGACCAAUCAUGUCCACCAUGCCUUUUUACAUUUGUGCUAAUGAUGAUGAGAUUCAGAUUCAGGGGGUUUAUAAUAACUUUUCUCUCCAUGAGUGGUGCACUCGACUGCCCCCAAAAGUACAAAACCACCUUGGUCACCCACAACAUACCCUCAAUCUCAUCUGCUCAAACAUCCCUGGUUGCCUUUUCGGUUUGUUCAGGUGUAACUUUUGUGAUCUACCUUGCAACGGAUUUGCGUAUCGUUGUUUCAAAUGCGAAUAUUUUGUUGAUGUUACUUGUGGGCUUAUACCUAGAGAAAUUACACACAAAGCUCACCCGAAUCGCCUUCUUUCAAUAGUUCAAGUAAAAGAUGGGUAUACUUCUUGUCUUAUGUGUCUCAAAUAUACUCAAGGUCGCCAUUCAUUCCAUUGCAACACAUGCAAUAUCUAUAUACAUCCGGAUUGUGCUUUGUUACUAUCCGAGACAAUCAGGCACAAGUAUGACAAGAACCAUCCCAUGAAGCUAAGUUACCUCCCGAUUGAGAACCACAAGAGUGAAUACUUUUGUGAAAUUUGUGAGGAGGAUUUGAACCCCCAUGCAUCUUUCUAUCAUUGUAAAGAUUGUGCAUUGUUUGUACAUACUAUUUGUGCUCCGUUAAUUCUUCAAUGCGAGACACACACUUAUAACAGGUCUAUGAGAAGUACUCAUCUUUUCAUGAAUAUAAAGUUUGGAGGCAUUUAUAAGACUAAUAGUCACCCACACCCUUUCUCAUUUGCUCAAGGUAUUGUGUUGGAUGGCUACUGUUGUAUAUGUCAUGAGCAAUUACAAUAUAAAAUGAUCUUUAAAUGCCUCGAGUGUAAAUUUGCAUAUGAUCACAUAUGCUGUGAGCGUUUUCUUUUUGGCAAUAGUUUAGCUCAUCCUAAUCUGCUGUGAGUGUUUUUGUUUUUGCAAUCGUUUUGCUCUACUCAUCCCUUGUAAAUCAAAUAUCUAUUUAUUAAUAACUUAAUCACACUAGUUUACCAA